GAUUUGCAGUUUUUUUUAUUUAUAUACCGGCACGGCACGUACCCGGUGUGUGUAAUACUUUCGUUUCUUGCAACACGAUCGAACAUCGCGUUCGAAGAAAUUACGUUCGUUCUUAUAUAAUAUAGAAGAAAGAAACCCCCACGAUGAUAACGAGAUACAGUUGCUAUUCUUUCGAACAUUUCUAUCGCUUCUCCGCGGUAGAAUCGUUUCGUAUGAAAAUUACCAACGAUCCCUAACAUUCGCCUGCACUCUAUACUAUUCUGUCAUCGACCUUAUUCAUUAUUUUCACCUAUCUUUAUCCUAUAUUUCCGUAUCCUAUAUUUCGAUAGCAUUCGACGACUAAUCUUCCUGUAAAAGAUAUGCAACUCUACGAUCGUUCGAUCCACGAUUUCAUUCGUACACGUUCUUCGCGCUACAUCUCAACAUUUAUGAUACAAUGUCCUGUCGUUUUCGAAUGCAUCGGCUAGGAAACGCACUCGUCCGCACAUACGCGAUCGCUUUCAGAGUCUUACCUAAUAAAUGUGUGUCAAAUUCGUUUAGACGUUGUGCACAGUUUCUACGAAAUCUUUCAUUUUAUUACACCGUUCGAUUCACUCGUAAUCGGUUGUUGUUUCAUUUCAUUCCUUCGAAGGUUUUUAUUUCAAUGUUUAUAUAACCUAAUUGCUUCGAACAUCUAAAGGUUAAUUUCUUUUUUUCUUUCAUUUUCUUUCUUUCGAUUCGUUUGCCUUCAAAUUAUUUUAUUCGGAAAUAGUGACGCAUUCGUUUCAAAGCCACAUAUUUCGAUAUUUUAUGCCAAUUAAUCGAACAAGUCUCCAUUUUUCAUUACCUUUACAAUUUUAAUCACAAUCGGUAUUGUUAUUUUACUUAUAGGUAUACUUAAAAAGUAUAGAAAAUGUCGAAAUUCUACCACUGUAUCCUUUGUCAAAACAUAAAUGCUUCCAUCGUGGACUUGCAUAAUCAUCAUAUUCGACAACACACCUUGGAAGAGUUAUCGUACACCAUUAUCGAUUUACAAGGCUUCCAAUUCAACAAAGAAAACUCUAUUAAAUCUGUUAUACUAAGCAAUAAUAAUAAUAACAAUAAGAACUUAUGCAAUCAUUUCGUUAUCAAGACCGAAAAGCCAGAUUACCAUGAUGAAAUCGUCGUCGAAAAUCUAUGCGCCGAUUUGAGUAAAAGGAAGCAGAGAGGAACAAAGAGUAAGAAUAAGGCGAAUCCUAGUAAUACGAAAACUAAAGAGAAUGUAAUUUGGCUCACAGACAAUGACAAGACUAAAACAGCAAAUAAACCUUUGCAAGAAUCUAAUCAUCUGCCUAUGCAGAUUUCUAGAACUGCCUCUUCCAGCAUCGAACAUUCUGUUCAUAAUACCAUGGUUAACAAUGAAAUUUUUAACAUCGAAUAUAACAAUGUUACUGCUCUGACGCUGUUAGAUAUGGAGCCUGACAAACAUUUUUUAAUCUAUGAUCCAUCGAAUGCUAGCUUUUCUUUGGGUUCAAUCGAUGCUGUGAGUUCUGAGAAUACAGAAACUCUUAUGGAAGAAACUGUGGACUCUAUUUGAGCAUGAAAAAAAAUGUUAAAAUUUAAGUGCAAUUCAAAUAAGUAUUAUUCCUAUUUGUAUUAACGUUAAUCCCUAUUUAAAGUAAGUCUUUUUUAUCGGAACUUUACCUUGAUUACCAGUAUGCGAGGAAUGGAAUAUUUUACUUUUCUUUUAAUUUUUAUUUGAUCUCAUCUAUGUACACGAUAAUCCACUGUUAUUAAUAUGUA
Molecule: messenger RNA, 1761 nt
Organism: Nomia melanderi (Alkali bee)
Lineage: Eukaryota; Metazoa; Arthropoda; Insecta; Hymenoptera; Halictidae
Source: RefSeq, a predicted model, not a curated record